UAGUGGACCCUAAAAUGGGCCAGAAGUUUAUAUAUAAUCUCGAAACUUCAUAGAGGAGCCAAGGUUUGCCGACGCCGCCGCCAUUGCCACCGCUAAUAGUCGUAAUCGCCACCGUUGCACUACCACCGCCACCGCACAGUCACCGCCGCUGAAUACUUAGAGCAUACAUUUUUGCCAUCAUGUUCACAGUCGGGAAUAAUAAUGAAAAUUCUUUGACUCGUGAAUCUGGAAGCAAGGUGCACCAUGCCAAUAUACAAGCUUCAAAGGCUGUAGCUGACAUAAUUCGCACUACCUUGGGUCCACGAUCCAUGUUAAAGAUGUUACUUGAUGCUUCGGGAGGAAUUGUUGUCACUAAUGAUGGGAACGCCAUUCUGCGGGAGUUAGAUAUUGCUCACCCAGCUGCUAAGUCUAUGAUUGAAUUAAGUCGCACACAGGACGAAGAAGUAGGUGAUGGGACGACUUCAGUCAUUAUUCUUGCUGGUGAGAUGCUUCACGUUGCUGAAGCUUUCAUUGACAAGAAAUAUCAUCCUACAGUCAUUUGCCGAGCUUACAAUAAAGCUCUUGAGGAUGCUAUUGCUGCUCUUGACAAGAUUGCUAUGCCUAUUGAUGUGAAUGACCGGGUAACAAUGAUGGGGUUAGUGAAGAGUUGUAUCGGCACAAAAUUUACUAGUCAAUUUGGGGAUCUAAUUGCUGAGUUAGCACUUGAUGCUACAACAACUGUUGGUGUGGACCUUGGUCAAGGACUGCGAGAAGUGGACAUUAAGAAGUACAUAAAAGUUGAGAAAGUUCCUGGCGGCCAGUUGGAAGAUUCUAAGGUUCUUAAAGGUGUUAUGUUUAACAAAGAUGUUGUUGCACCUGGAAAAAUGAGAAGAAAAAUUGUCAAUCCUCGUAUCAUUUUACUUGAUUGCCCUCUUGAGUAUAAAAAAGGGGAGAAUCAAACAAAUGCAGAGCUGAUCAGAGAAGAAGACUGGGGAGUCCUUCUAAAAAUGGAGGAAGAAUACAUUGAGAAUCUUUGCACACAAAUACUGAAGUUUAAACCUGGCUUGGUCAUAACAGAAAAAGGGCUUAGUGAUCUGGCAUGCCAUUACUUUAGUAAAGCUGGAGUCAGCGCGAUCAGGAGAUUGAGGAAGACAGACAACAACAGAAUUGCCAAAGCAUGUGGGGCUGUCAUUGUAAAUAGACCAGAUGAACUUCAAGAAUCAGACAUAGGAACUGGGGCUGGACUUUUUGAGGUUAAAAAAAUUGGAGACGAAUUCUUUACAUUCAUCGUUGAAUGCAGAGACCCAAAAGCAUGCACCGUUCUUUUACGAGGUGCUAGUAAGGAUCUUCUGAAUGAAGUGGAAAGAAACUUGCAGGAUGCUAUGUCUGUGGCGAGAAACAUCAUUAAGAAUCCAAAACUUGUUCCUGGUGGUGGUGCUACAGAGUUAACUGUGUCCGCUACGCUGAAACAGAAGAGUUCAUCUAUUGAAGGCAUUGAAAAGUGGCCUUAUGAAGCUGCUGCAGUAGCUUUUGAGGCUAUACCGCGAACUUUGGCACAGAAUUGUGGGGUCAAUGUAAUUAGGACUAUGACUGCCCUGCAGGGGAAGCAUGCAAAUGGAGAAAAUGCAUGGAUUGGAAUAGAUGGGAAUACUGGUGCAAUUACGGACAUGCAAGAGCGAAAGAUCUGGGAUGCUUAUAAUGUGAAGGCACAAACCUUUAAGACAGCCAUUGAGGCUGCUUGCAUGCUUCUUAGGAUUGAUGAUAUUGUAAGUGGAAUCAAGAAGAAGCAAGCUCCGGGAGCUGGCCAAGGUCCAUCCAAGCCUACAAUUGAGCAAGAAGGAGAUGCAGACAAUGAGCAAAUACUCCCUGACUGAAUAUAUCACGACCAUUAAGCUUGAGGCAUAUUAAGUUGUGUAUUCAAAGAGAUGACCAAAGUAUUCGAUAGAACUUGUCCCUUGUAAGUUUCGGUGCAGUUUCUUUGAGGUUUUUGUCAUCUUUUCAUGCCCAGUCUUUGCCACCUCUUUUGUGUUGGUUCCUUUUUGAAAAAAACUGUGAUGUGAUUGGUACAAAUCUUCUAUAAGGUGUAAUAUUUGUGCUGAAUUAUCGCGUUUAGUAUAAUGUAAUUUCCUCGAUUUUUUUUUGGUUUGGAAA
Molecule: messenger RNA, 2130 nt
Organism: Cornus florida
Lineage: Eukaryota; Viridiplantae; Streptophyta; Magnoliopsida; Cornales; Cornaceae
Product: T-complex protein 1 subunit gamma
Exons: 14
Coding region: 180-1853 (557 amino acids)
Biological process (GO): protein folding
Cellular component (GO): chaperonin-containing T-complex
Molecular function (GO): ATP binding; ATP hydrolysis activity; ATP-dependent protein folding chaperone
Source: RefSeq, a predicted model, not a curated record